Messenger RNA from Abrus precatorius (Indian licorice), 1047 nucleotides. Its product is annotated as E3 ubiquitin-protein ligase ATL4-like. NCBI's taxonomy places the organism in Eukaryota, Viridiplantae, Streptophyta, Magnoliopsida, Fabales, Fabaceae. The coding region runs from base 1 to 1047 and encodes 348 amino acids. The transcript has a single exon. The record is from RefSeq and is a predicted model, not a curated record.
AUGGCUUCUCCUCCACCCUUAACGCUAAACGUCGUCGGAUCAGACACGUUCCCAACAGUUUCAAGUUCGCUGACACCACCUUCUCCUCGCCGUUCCUCUCCGUUACAGAACCUCAGUCCCAGCAUUCUCAUCAUCGUAACGGUCCUUGCCGUCACCGUCAUCAUCUCCCUCGCACUCUGUUUCCUACUCCGUCACCUCAACCGCCGCUGCCUCCGCCGUUUCUCUUCUACCUCCGCCGCUCCAUCCGCCGCCGCCACGCCUAUUUUCACCUCCAGCCGCCGAAUAUCGCCGGAAAUCCCUCAUUCGUCCACUUCCGUCAUUGACUCGCUCCCUCUCUUCACCUUCUCCUCCGUCACGCGCCGUUCCGCCGCCGUCGCCGGGGACUGCGCCGUGUGCCUCUCGAAGUUCCGCCACGACGACCUCCUCCGCCUCCUCCCUCUUUGCUGCCACGCCUUCCACGCGGAAUGCAUCGACACGUGGCUCCAAUCGAACCUCUCGUGCCCGCUCUGUCGCUCCGCCAUUGUCGCCGCGGAUUCCGACCUCGCCAAGGUUCUCCGACCGCCGUCGUCCGCCGCCGGAAGCAGCGACAGUUUUCGCCUCGAGAUAGGGAACAUCAGCCGCCGCGGAACCGAAGGCGCCGCCGAUGGUGGUGGCGUGCGCGGCGGUUCGAGGUCAAGGUCCUAUUCCAUUGGAUCGUUCGACUAUUUGGUGGACGACGAAUCGGAGGUUCCGUAUAGUCACGCUCGACGGAGGAGCGUGGACGAUCAUAAAGAGUUCCCGGUGGCGUCGGAGGCUCCCGGGACUCAGCAUGAAGCGAGUCUCGCCGGCGAAGUUGCCGGCGUUAGAAGCUGGCUUAAAGAUUACAUGGAUAGGGUUUCGGCUUCUAUUUCGUCUCGAACGGCGUCGUUUCGAAGUUCUGGAAGGUUCUUCAGUGGUGGGAGUAGUCGGCGAAGCGACGUCGUUCCGGUCGCUGCGGAUUAUGACUUGGAAGGUAACCGAAUUGGGGAAGAGAUCAGCGAGAUGUUUCGUUGGCUUUCAGGGGUAUGA